AUGAGAUUACCAUCACCACAGGCAGACAUCUCGCUUUCCACAAAGACGUCAUCCGACACAAAAACUACUUAUAGCUUUCAUGAGAUCAACUUUGCGCGACGAUUGACUAGACGUGCGCUCGAGGCCGGGUUCCAGCUGCUCAGUACUGCGAACGUUGGCCCGGCAGUCUUAAACUAUGUGUUCAAGCUCUCACUACCAUUCUUAACGCCAGAACAACUACGCGCAAGAUUCAAGCUCAUGCUAGAGAGGGGCCCGGAUGAAGAUCUGGAUUGGUGGGAGACUCCUUUCAUUCAACUUGGUGGAGCGGGCACACAUUAUCCGAGGCGUGAUGCUAAGGGUCGGAUCGCGCCAUUUAAAAACGCAUGGAAAGUAAGACCGCCAGGUCCUCAAGACAAGAAAUCAGCACAAGUGGAGAAUGCUAUUGAUGGACGGAUAGAGUCUCUGGAGGGCGUCGAUCUCACCGGCUACGAAGGAGAAUGGUUCGACGCUUAUGACGUCCAAGGAUAUCUAGAGGAGAAGUAUGCUUGCAAGCUAGAUCCCGAUAGCUCAUUCGCGGAGUGUCUACUCGAAGACGACGACAGCAAGAAUGAUCCUGAUCAAAUCGCUCAGUCCGCUCAGUUCGAUGCAAACCCGCGACGAGAAGCACACGACGACGGGAGUCCAGGCCUGACGAACAGCUCCGCGAACUCAUCCACCUCGUCGACCUCCUGCACCGCUGUGAGCUUACAAAUUAGCCCGCAAGAUCUUCCAGGCUCAGGCCAUUUCGGCUUGGAUAUGAACUUCCCUCAAGAAACUCGGCCGGCAUUUCGAGGCGAGGAUAUGGACAAAUUGUAA
Molecule: messenger RNA, 834 nt
Organism: Plenodomus lingam JN3
Lineage: Eukaryota; Fungi; Ascomycota; Dothideomycetes; Pleosporales; Leptosphaeriaceae
Source: RefSeq, a predicted model, not a curated record